AUGAAUUCAUCCCUGCCGUAUAAAAUUCCUUCCUCGCUACUGCAGGAGAUAUCGAGAAGAGACGCUACAACAUUUUUAAAUAUUAAUAUUGAUGCGGCAACUGGAUGGCCUAAUGCAUUCGAACCUAUUGAAGUUAUCUGUGUUCAAUGUCAGUCUCCUUUAUCAACAGCAAGACAGCACCCUGGUCAGAGCCGUGACGAAAGUGCUUACCUUUUGACGGAACUUAACCCAUUUAAGAGAGUUAAGCUGUUGGUUAAAAUUUGCAGCAGUCCACUCUGCAAGGCAAUGCAUCGACCCCCUACACUUGAAACAGGUAGGAAUACAUUAAUUGCCAUUUAUAUUUUACUUUAUGAUGCAUCCUUGGCAACACAUGUCAUAUAUCAACUGAAUGUCAUACAAUGUUUCUAGGUUUUAAAGUAAAUUAAAAAAUACAUAAGUCAUAAAAAAGUAAAGCCUGAUUCACUCUGCCUUUGUAAUACAAUUGCCAUGUAGAAGCAGCCAUAUCACUAGCGUUUCAUUACGAACUAUCGGAACUGAACUGACUUGUUUUUGAAUCGAUGUGUUUCCUAUUGUUAUAAAAACUAUAAACUUAAAUUUAAUGAAUAUGAAAUGGGAAUGGACCUUUCACCUUUUGACCAAAAUUUACAUCUCAACAAGUCUAGACAAAAAUUUUAUCACAGCUUGAAAGAGCACCACAAAAUUAGUAAUAUUCCAAAGUUUCGUUGCGAGUUGUAAAAUGCGGAAAAUAUAGCCUUGCGAAGUUUGCCGUUUUUCAGUCAUUUUGUAUUACAAACUGGAAAUACAUACUCCUGAGUAUGUAUUUCCAGUUUGUAAUCUAACAUGACUGAAAAACGGCAAACUUCGCAAGGCUAUAUUAUCCGCAUUUUACAACAUUUCGCAACGAAACUUUGGAAUAUUACUAAUUUUGUGAUGCUCUUUCAAGCUGUGAUAAAAUUUUUGUCUAGACUUGUUGAGAUCAAAAUUUUAGUCAAAAGGUGAAAGGUCCAUUAAAGUGUAAAAAUUCAUGUCUGCUUUCCACUUAUAGGCUUAUUCAAUAUAUGUGAUAAAAUCGUCAUUUCUUUGGAUAUAUUGCUGGAAAUGAGACUAUUUUUCAAACGCGGAUAUGCCAUAACCAACAUCAUCGACGCCAAAUUAGAUUCUCUCAAAUUGAAGGCACAACAGGUGAGUGACAGUGUACCUGUUAACUGCACUGUAUAUGACCUAUGGAGAACAUAAAUACAGUGACAGCGCUAGCAUUGAUACCAGGUCUUGACAAAUAAUAAUAGUCUAUUUAAUACGUACUAGAUAAAACAUGAGCAGCCCAUCUGUAUCUGAUAUACAAACUCUCGCCUUCGCCCCUUUGGCUCGAGUUUGUAUAUCAGAUACAGACCGGAUGCGAAUGUUUUAUCGUACUUAAAAAAUUACCCAUUUUAUGAGUUCAUUCGCGAAGUAAUUUUAAAAAUAAACAUUGUCUAAGCCGAGAAAAUCAAAGCUGAAGUUUAUGUAAAUCAGGACAAAUCUGUAUCCGAUUUACAAACAUUGAUUAAACAUUCAUUUCUUUGGUAUUUUCCUCGUGAAUUAUUGAAUAUUUUAAAUAUAAAGAAUGAUACAAUGGUGCGAGGAAAUAUAAAAUGUAUUUCCACUAUUGAAUAGACCCAUUGGAUAAUAACGACAUGUAUGCUACUUGGCCUGGGAGACUCACUUCAUUACAAGUAUAAAGUCGUGGUACUUAAUCAACUCACGAUUAAUGAGAGCGAGGCUCUCAGGCCAACACCACAUGACGUUAUUACCGAAAAGGUCUUUUGGAUAUCUAUAAUCGAUGAGAUUUCCACGCGAGCAACCAUAUAUAUUUCUGUAUACUUUUAUAUAGUAAAACGUUUAAUUCACACAUGCAUUUCUUGCUUAAAAUACCAGCAUUUUUAUCUUUAUAACUUUGCCUGUUCCAAUUCUUUCUGAAAAAUGCUACUAUUUGCACGUGCAUAAUCAUACAUAAUUGUUAAUUUCAGGCGAAUCUGCCAUCUGAGACCCAGCUGCAUUAUUUGAAGAAAUGCCUUUACAAUGGCUAUUAUUACUUUGAAGCGAUUACCGAGGGGGACUUGAACACCGUCAUUUGUGGGAUUUGUGGAAUUUGCCCCGAGGUUAUUCUUGGUGAUGGAAAUGAAAAAAACUGUUGCACUAACAAACAGGUACAGACACAGCAUACACUUAACCUAAAUUAACAAGACGCUGUAUAGAGCGUUAACUCGCUGGGACUAUACAAGCUAGUACGCACAAUAAUGAUGAUACAUACAUAGAAAACAGGUACAAUUCGUUGAAAAUUUUAACGAAAUUGUUUGAAACAUUUUGGACACUCCACGAAAGGCCGCCAUUUUGAAAAAGAUAUAUUGGGUUUUAUACUUUUACUAGGCAGCUCAUAUUCUAUUUUGUGCCUAUCGACGACGAUUGGAGAUCGGAGAUCCACUAUUGCCGAUCCGUGAAAAAUGCAUGCCAAAACCUAUAUACAACUAUGCCCCAGCGAGAAAUGUUGACACUCAAAUGUACAAAGUAACCAUUCACUUUUCUAGAUUGAUUAUGUCAAAUCUGACAGUGCAACUCUUCCUUCCCAAGUUAAAACUACUGAUGCAUUUAAAAAUACGUUAAAGAGAAGAUGGUUGGAAAGGACGGUAUUCACAAGAUGCACGGAAAAUAUCCAGAUACCAGUGUCUGUUGUACCACCAAUUAUGCCAUCAGCUUUGAUGGGUCCAAUAGUACACAACACUGAAGAUCAAAAGAAAAGUAGUCCAGUCCCAGACCCUAUUCUCGCCACACGGCGCGGCGGAGAAGGAGGGUCCAGAAGAAUUUGCAUGCGCAUGCGUCAACUACCACCACACAUAUGUGGAGGUCGCCAGGUCGCUAAGCUCUGUUUACUGUGGGGAAAAUCCGCAAUGUCAAAGGAAAGUUCUGAUACUCUUGCAGCGCUGAUUGAGAACAAGUUUCUUCAUAUUUUUGGCAGAGAAUUUGUUGAAGCCGUUAAGUUUGCCAUGGAAAUGUGUAAAUAUAAUUUUUUGCCGAAGUUUGAGCAAUUGCAAGCGAUCUAUUACCUGUCUCGCGGUAAAGAUGUAUUCGUUCAUCUGAGAACUGGUUUCGGAAAGUCGCUGAUUUACACGCUCUUUCCAUAUGUUUGCGAUAGCUCUGCGAUCGUCACCAAACAACGAUUGCCGUUCAUCUAUCGUCGUUUUGAUUUCACCACUAAUUUCCCUCAUGGAUGAUCAGAUGGCUAAAAUGGCCGAACGAGGAAUACAUAGCGUCAAGCUCACCGAUCUUAAAGACCGACAAGUUGAGGACCUUCGACGUGGAAAAUCGAACAUCAAAAUCGCUUUGUUAUCCCCUGAGGCAUUUACCAGUUUGACUGUAAGGGAGACUCUGAGGGAACUGAAAGAGCAUAUUGUUUGUGUGGCAAUUGAUGAGGCACAUUGUGUACUACAAUGGUAGGUCUAUGCUAGAUAUUUUAAUAAUUUAAUAAAUAAAUUAGCCAAAGUGCUUUCCCUUGACUACAGAGCCUCAUUCUAUUGCAAGAGAAUUUGGCUAAUUGUCAUAUGUUUAUACUAAGUUUUAAAGGAUUAUUGAAAUUAUUGAAAAUGUGGCGAGAUAACCAACGAUUGGAUAGGGCAAAAUUUUUUUACACUUUGGUUCAUCACGUUAUAUAAUUAGCCUUGCAAAUAAGUAACUUUAUACAGUAACCUACUCUGAACUCACUUGAUUUAUUUUAAGGGGCAGAGAUUUCAGAAGCGCUUACAAUGAGUUAAAAGACAUCCGUGCUUUAAUGAUGGCUGGAUUACCUAUAACUGCACUUACAGCCACUGCUAAUUGCAAAACAAUGAACUACAUCACUGCUAAAUUGGAUAUGGAAGGUUGUAUUGUUAUCAAAUCAUCUACAAACCGACCCAACAUAUUUUAUAAAGUAUGUAUCCUUCCUAACUGUCAAGGGGAUGAUGAUCAACUAUUCCAAUCCUGCUUUGGUUUUGUUGUUGAACAACUGUUGCAGCACAAUGACAAAGCAGAUAAAGUGAUUAUAUACUGUACCUCAACUAAUGAUUGUGCUACCAUUUACGAGUUCUUUGAAAAUGCCUUGGGAAGCAAUAUUUAUGAUAACGCUAACCAAUUAUUGGUUAACAUGUAUGUAAAAGUUAUGGAUGAUAGAACAAAAAAGGACAUCAUAGCGAAGUUUACCAAACCAGAUGGUCCACUUAGAGUUGUUGUUUGCUCAUCAGCAUUUGGACUGGGGGUUGACUGUCCCAAUGUGAGAACUGUUGUUCACUUUAAGUCUCCAGAUACACUCAUGCAAUUUGUACAGGAGAGUGGCCGUGUCGGAAGGGAUGGAGAAGCAUCAAAGUCUCUACUGUUUGUUGGUGGAAGGGAGUUUGGUCAUUAUAAGGCUAAACUUACUAAAUCGUCUGCCAUGAAAAUGCAAUUUGACGAACUUGAAACAAUGAAAGGGUAUGCUAUGAAUACAUCAACUUGCAGACGAUUUUUGAUUUUACACUAUUUUGAUGGUUCAGAUGAAGCAGAAAAACAGUGCAAGCUAAUGGAACCACAGAAUUGUUGUGAUGUAUGUUUUAGAAGUGCUGGUGGGUUUGUAAGUACAUCUGAGAAAGAGUUACGUUGUCUAUCAAUUGGAAAAACUGCAAAUAAAGAAGUUGUUAUUUACCCUCAACUAUCUGGGAAGCAAAAAAGUGAAGUUCGACAACAUUUGACAAAAUAUAGAGAUGGUCUUGUGGCAUGCAAGGAAACAAGCUUGUUUGGAGUUGACAAGGUAACUGGUUUCACUGAAACUGUUAUUGAACAAGUUAUUAGUAAAUGUGAUACUUUCUACUCCAUCAAAGAUGUGCAUGAUAAUGUUGAUUUAUGGGGUGAAGACCAUGCUAUUGCCAUUUUUAAUAUUGUUGAAAGUGUAAAAAAUGUUAACACUAACCCCGUUUGA
Paramuricea clavata is the source of this 4960-nucleotide messenger RNA. The record is from the annotation of a GenBank genome assembly. Lineage: Eukaryota; Metazoa; Cnidaria; Anthozoa; Malacalcyonacea; Plexauridae.